AUGGCGGCGCACGGCGAUGUUGAUGGUUGUAACGGAGUACAAUUAGACAGUGAAUGCGAGGAAGAUGUCAUUACCAGACAUAAACGGGAAAAGAAGGAGUUACAAGCCAAAAUAUUAAAGCUGAAGCACAGUGUCACCAAAGGCGACAAGAAGAAAAAGAAAGAGGUGGCAGAUGAGAUUGCAAAACUUGAAGCGGAGCUGGAAGCACAGCAUAAUGAGCAGCUAGCCAACAUAAAACCCAAAUCUGAGGAAACAGUUACAGAAAAGACAGAUGAAGAUGCUGACAAAGGUACAGAAGAGGAACUUUCCAGCCAAACCACCACAGGGAAGAAGUCAAAGGCCCAGAAAAGAAGG
Molecule: messenger RNA, 354 nt
Organism: Candidula unifasciata
Lineage: Eukaryota; Metazoa; Mollusca; Gastropoda; Stylommatophora; Geomitridae
Source: the annotation of a GenBank genome assembly